AUGUCUAAUGCUCUGCAAGUGAACGUUUCAGCUCAAUCGGAAGUUUCUGAAAAUUCCACCUUCUCCCGGGACGCCAAAUGGUUGCGAGAUACCUUCGAAGAAGGUCAGCGCUUACAGCAGGUCCUCCUCAAAGCCCCGGAUAUCCUAAACCCUCACAUUUUCGAUAAGGCACUCUACAUCCUAGAGCAGAUCAACUUAAUUAGUGUACCGCAUACGGAUCAGCUCGGACCGCACAACAUAACGUGGGCCGACGUGUGCCUCCGGGUGCCGGAAAUGGGCAAAUUCGUCCAAACCGCGAUAGCCCAAACGGACGUCAACGGCUACACAGGGAGCGCAAACGCUUCGAAUGAUGAUAGUGGUGACGGUCCUGAUAAUAGCAACAGCGAGUUUCUGGAUGGCCUCAUUUGCUCCUUCAUGACGGUGAUACCGCGUGGCUGUCUCAUUUCCAGCCCAAUGAAUCUUUGGUCCAACGAUGCCGGCGAAAUUCGUACCCUUUCCCGGGAGCAGAUUUUGGCCGCGAUCAACGACGAGCAAAGCGUGGACAUUUUGAGGAAAAGUGGAGUUCACCUGGUAGAUUUGGAAAAAAAUAGAAACACAAUCGGCACCGAAGAUUGGGUGACGGAAAGUGUCUAUUUGUGGGAACAGGGAUUUCUGGAUCGAAUGAAAGAGUUGUGCGAACAGAUGGGGACCGAAAGUUUUGAAAUUUUUUACAGCUCCUCGAGAAGUUUCGAGGAUAUCAUUCUGGAAACAAUGCAUGAAGGCGUUGGCGGUGCACCAUUCGUGUGUUUUAUGGUGUUCACUUACAUGGUACUGGUUUUGUCUCGGUUUAGUUGGGUAGAAUUCAGAAUCAUUCUCAAUGUCGUGGCGGUGAUGAUGAUUCUGAUGGCGAUGGCAAUUUCAACGGGAAUUUUCUGUGCCUUUGGAGGCCGGCUGAAUGCCAUUCACCCAACGCUACCUUUUCUGGUGCUCGGUUUGAGUAUCGAUGAUCUCUUCGUAAUGCUAAGAAGCUUGCGGAAAGUCAAACAAAAUGCUAGCGGAGAUUUGAAGCUAUCACAGCAGAUCGGUCUGAUGUUACAGCACUCGGGAGCAGCCAUCACAGUAACUUCUUUGACCGAUAUUGCUGCACUGGCUGUGGGAUUUCUGUCGCCCUUUCCAGGUCUUCGGUCGUUCUGUAUCCUGGGGGCAAUCAGCGUGAUAGCGACCUAUUUUCUUGCGCUAACCUUGUUCGUUGCCGCACUAACUCUUGACGAGCGCCGCAUUUCGGCUGCCCGAAAUGGAUUCUUCCCGUGGAUUGUGCACGACCAAUCGAAAACUAAACUGUGCUGCGAUCCUCGGCUGAUGGAAAGAUCCAUGAAGUGGUUGUUCGAGAAUGUGGUCCUCACAACGGCCGGGAAAGUUGUAAUACUUGGCUCAACUUUAGCUUUGACCGCUUGGAAUGGCUGGGCCGUAACAGGUAUUGAGGCGAAGUCGGAUCCCCGUUGGCUGUUACCGAAUGACGGUUAUCUGGCAUUGUAUUUGGGAGAAUUCGAAGAGGCAUUUCCUCUAGCUGGCACCGAAACUUCUUUGUAUUUUGGGGAAAUAAACUUAGAGGAUGAUUUCGAUGCUUUAGUUACUUUGUGCGGGAAAUUGGAGAACGCAACCGACUACGUACAGCGUGUGAAGGCUUGGCCCAAGGAGUUCAAAAGCUAUGUCACAAAAAAGCAACGAGCUACAUCCUUAGAUUUCGAGCUGAAGUUGCAGAACAGUACGAAGGAUUAUCUGAGGGCAAAGCAAGCAAUAGAAAAGCUUCUCGCCGAAACACCUCUAACCGAUAAUGAGACCUUCCGAACGGCAUGGUCCGAAAAGUUCAUCUCUCUGAACAUCGCCCAGACCAUAGGGGAUGACACAUUCCGCAACAUCGGCCUAACACUUUCGGCAGUGCUCUUGUGCGCUUUUGCAGUGCUGAGAAAUGUGCAGCUUUGCUUCUGGAUAUUCGUUUGCGUGUUCAUAACACUGGUGAACGUCGGCGGCAUCAUGAGCAUGCUGGAAGUGACAUUGAACAUAACUUCGGUGCUAGUCAUUCAGAUAGCCAUUGGGUUUAGUAUAGACUACGCUUCGCACGUGGCUCACACGUUCCAGAUUACGGUCGAUCCUGCGGGUUGCUCCCGGCAGCAAAGAAUUCUUAGCUCGGUGGCCCACAUUGGACCGGCUGUGAUGUACGGCGCAUUGACAACUCUGCUGUCCCUAGCGAUGACGGGCUUUUCUGACGUUUAUGAGUAUCAACAGUUCGCCUGGGUGUUCCUGCUGCUCGUAACAAUCGGACUGUUUGCUGGGCUGGUAAUGCUUCCUGUUAUUCUAAGUCUGGUAGGACCAGAGCCAAAGAGUUCACCAAGCGAUAAGCGUCGUGAAGGCGGGGGUGAAGACGGAGUGACUACGGCGGAACAGAAGCGGCGUGGUAUUUGGAAUCGUGCUUAUCAGCUUGAAUAG
Messenger RNA from Uranotaenia lowii, 2466 nucleotides. Its product is annotated as NPC1-like intracellular cholesterol transporter 1. The record is from RefSeq and is a predicted model, not a curated record. Gene Ontology annotation, cellular component: membrane. The transcript is spliced from 6 exons. The coding region runs from base 1 to 2466 and encodes 821 amino acids. Lineage: Eukaryota; Metazoa; Arthropoda; Insecta; Diptera; Culicidae.